AUGGGACGAACCUUGACUUACCCUAAGCGGGUCUCUAACACCGCGAAUCGUUAUAAGCAUCGAGCUACUUAUGACUUGGGCCCGAUUCAUAAAAUCAUCAACGAUUCCCAAGUGCUUCAUGUGUCAUUCAACCCCGGUCCAGAGGACCCCUUCCCCGCUAUUCUACCAAUGAUCGGACAGAUGGGAUCAUUUGAUUACCCUUCUGCCAGCAUCGACGAGCCUCUCGAAUGCUACCUCCACGGCUACGUCAGCUCACGCAUCAUGAACCUCGCCCGGAACUGCUCCGAAGGCGAAGGUCUCCCAAUCUGCGUGGCCAGUAGCAAGAUAGACGGUCUGAUACUGUCGCUGACGCCCAACUCCCAUAGCUACAACUAUCGCUCUGCCAUCCUUCACGGCUAUGCCAAUCUCGUCACAGACGAAGAGGAGAAGCUAUGGGCUAUGAAAUUGAUCACAAACUCCGUCCUUGAAGACCGCUGGGAUCACUCGCGGGUGCCACCAGACCGUGCGGAGAUGCAGUCGACCGUCAUUCUCAAAGUGAAGAUUGUCGAUGGAAGUGGCAAGAUCCGCGACGGUGGAGUGUCGGAUGAACGUAAGGAUUAUGGUGACGAACAGAUCACAAACAGCGUCUGGACCGGCGUUGUUCCCGUCUGGGAGACCUUUGGUACCCCGAUUCCCAGUGGGGAUGGCAAGGUUGCUGCAGUGCCGGAGUAUAUCUCUUCAUACAUUGAUAAGAAGAACAGCCAAAACCGGGCCCUUGCGGAAGCUGCUGUCAAAAUCCAACUGCCGGCCGAGGAGCAACACUAG
Molecule: messenger RNA, 804 nt
Organism: Penicillium brevicompactum
Lineage: Eukaryota; Fungi; Ascomycota; Eurotiomycetes; Eurotiales; Aspergillaceae
Product: pyridoxamine 5'-phosphate oxidase family protein
Exons: 2
Coding region: 1-804 (267 amino acids)
Source: RefSeq, a predicted model, not a curated record